AUGAGCUCUCAUCAGAAACCAUCCACCGCAGGGAAACCGAUUCGCUGCAAAGCCGCGGUUUGUCGCGUGGCCGGAGCGCCGCUGGUGAUGGAGGAAGUAACGGUGGCUCCGCCGCAGGCGCACGAAGCGCGGAUUCGAAUCGUCUGCACGUCGCUCUGCCAGAGCGACGUUACUUUCUGGAAGCUGAAGGAUUUCCCCGGGAUUACGCCGAGGAUUCUCGGCCAUGAAGCGAUUGGGAUCGUGGAGAGCGUGGGAGCUGAAGUCACCGAGUUAACUGAAGGCGACACAGUGAUCCCCGUCUUCCUUUCAGACUGUGGAGAAUGCUCGGAUUGCCUGUCCAAGAAGAGCAAUCUCUGCUCGAAGCUCCCUUUCAAGGUCUCUCCAUGGAUGCCGAGAGACGGCACCAGCCGAUUCACGGACCUCGAUGGGAACACCAUCCACCAUUUCCUCUCCGUCUCCAGCUUCAGCGAGUACACCGUCGUGGACAUCGCUCAUCUCACCAAGAUCGAUCUCGACGGCGACGUCCAGAUGAACAGAGCUUGCCUCCUCAGCUGUGGCGUCUCCACCGGUGUGGGUGCUGCGUGGAGAACUGCUGAUGUUGAAGAAGGAACAACGGUGGUAAUCUUCGGGCUGGGUUCAAUUGGAUUAGCGGUUGCUGAGGGUGCCAGGAUACGUGGUGCUGCUAGAAUCAUAGGCAUAGAUAUGAAGCCAGAGAAGUUUGAUGUUGGGAAAAAGUUUGGAAUCACCGAGUUUGUCAAUCCUGCAGAUUGUGGAGAUAAACCCUUGAGCCAGGUGAUCAACGAGAUGACAAAAGGAGGAGCUGAUUAUUGCUUUGAAUGUGUUGGUCUGCCAUCUUUAAUGGAGGAGGCAUAUGCUUGUUGCCGCAAGGGAUGGGGGAAGACAAUUGUCCUAGGAGUUGCCAGACCAAUGUCUGAGAUGAAGCUCGAAUGCUUCAAGGUCCUUCACUUUGGGAAAAUACUUACAGGCUCGCUUUUUGGUGGUCUCAAACCCAAGUCCGAUAUUCCAAUGCUCUUAAAACGUUACAUGGACAGGGAUCUUGAGCUAGAUAAAUUUGUGACCCAUGAGUUGGAUUUCGAAGAGAUCAACACAGCCUUUGAUCUGCUCGUUGAAGGCAAGUCUCUCCGUUGUGUCAUGUGGAUGGACAGGUAA
Linum trigynum is the source of this 1170-nucleotide messenger RNA. NCBI's taxonomy places the organism in Eukaryota, Viridiplantae, Streptophyta, Magnoliopsida, Malpighiales, Linaceae. The record is from the annotation of a GenBank genome assembly.